Molecule: messenger RNA, 4392 nt
Organism: Lachancea lanzarotensis
Lineage: Eukaryota; Fungi; Ascomycota; Saccharomycetes; Saccharomycetales; Saccharomycetaceae
Gene: TOP2
Product: LALA0S04e07866g1_1
Exons: 1
Coding region: 1-4392 (1463 amino acids)
Biological process (GO): DNA topological change; resolution of meiotic recombination intermediates; sister chromatid segregation
Cellular component (GO): nucleus
Molecular function (GO): DNA binding; DNA topoisomerase type II (double strand cut, ATP-hydrolyzing) activity; ATP binding
Source: RefSeq, a predicted model, not a curated record
AUGGGGGACGCAAAGACCGCGUCUGAGCGAUACCAGAAAAUUUCGCAACUGGAACAUAUUCUCAAGAGGCCAGAUACAUACGUGGGUUCUGUGGAGGUACAAGAGCAGGUACAAUGGAUUCACAAUGAGGAAACAGAUUGUAUGGAGGAGCGGGAAGUUAAGAUUGUUCCUGGUUUGUUCAAGAUAUUUGAUGAGAUUCUCGUUAAUGCGGCCGACAAUAAGGUUCGUGACCCAACAAUGAAGAAAAUAGAGGUCACAAUCAACAAAGAAGAGAACCUGAUUGAAGUUAAAAAUGACGGGAAAGGAAUUCCAAUUGAAAUUCAUGAAAAGGAGCAGAUUUACAUCCCUGAGAUGAUCUUUGGGCACCUGUUAACGUCGUCUAAUUAUGACGAUGAUGAGAAAAAAGUUACCGGUGGUAGAAAUGGGUAUGGCGCCAAGCUUUGCAAUAUUUUUUCGUCUGAGUUUAUUCUCGAAACCGCCGACCCCACGAAAGGUGAGAAAUACGUUCAAAAGUGGGAGAAUAACAUGACUCUAUGUCACAAGCCCAAAAUAACGUCUUACAAAAAAGGGCCCUCAUACACCAAGGUUUCGUUUCGGCCUGAUCUCAAACGUUUUGGCAUGGAAAAUCUCGACACUGACACGGUGGGUGUCAUGCGUCGCCGAGCUUUUGACAUUAACGGAUCUGUCAGAGACGUAAGUGUCUACCUCAACGGGAAAAGUCUCAAAAUCCGUAACUUCAAAAACUAUGUUGAGCUCUAUCUCAAAUCCCUAGAGAAGAAAAAAUCCGAGGAAAAUGGAGCAGAAGCGGGUAAAACACCUACGAUUCUCUACGAAAGGCUCAAUGACAGAUGGGAAAUAGCUUUUGCGGUAUCCGAUGUUUCCUUUCAACAGAUAUCCUUCGUCAAUUCGAUAGCUACUACUUCUGGCGGUACUCACGUUAAUUAUGUGUCUGAUCAAAUCGUGAAGAAGAUCACAGAGGUAUUGAAAAAGCGAAAAAAAGGUAAAAUCAUCAAGGGCUUCCAGAUCAAGAACCAUAUGUUUUUGUUUAUCAACUGUCAAAUUGAAAAUCCUGCGUUCACAUCGCAAACAAAGGAACAGCUCACAACACGCGUGAAAGAUUUCGGCUCGAAAUGUGACAUCAAGGAUGACUUCAUCAACAAGGUUAUGAAGACUGAAUUAGCAGACAAAAUAUUCGAAAUCGCUGAUCAGAAUGAGGAUAAGGCACUGCAAAAGUCCGACGGUUCAAGGAAAAAUAGGAUUACGGAUUAUGCUACUUUGGAAGAUGCUAAUAUGGCGGGUACAAGACAGAGUCACAAAUGCACCUUAGUUCUAACCGAAGGUUUGUCAGCUCAAUCCUUGGCGGUCGCUGGGCUGGGCGUUGUCGGACGUGAUUACUACGGAUGCUAUCCAUUACGCGGUAAAAUGCUGAAUGUGAGAGAAGCCAGCGCUGAACAGAUCAACAAAAAUGCUGAAAUUCAAGCCAUUAAAAAGAUUGUAGGAUUGCAACACAGAAAAAAGUACGAGGAUGUAAAGAGCUUACGUUAUGGACAUAUCAUGAUCAUGACAGAUCAAGAUCACGACGGUUCGCAUAUUAAGGGUCUGAUCAUAAACUUUCUCGAGAGUUCUUUCCCGGGCCUUCUUGAUAUACCGGAAUUCCUCAUAGAGUUCAUUACGCCGAUCGUUAAGGUCACAACAACAAAACCACAGCGUAGUGUUCUUCCAUUCUACACAAUGCCCGAUUAUGAAAGGUGGAGGGAUAACGAGAGCCAUAAAUUCACUUGGAAACAAAAGUAUUACAAAGGUCUGGGGACUUCAUCCUUGCAAGAAGCCAGAGAGUAUUUCUCUGAUCUUGACACACAUUUGAAAAAGUUUCAUGCCCUAGAAGGUGACGAUAGUCUCCUGAUUGAUCUAGCUUUCUCGAAGAAGAAGGCUGAUGAACGUAAGGAAUGGCUGAGGCAGUAUGAGCCCGGUAAUACUUUAGAUCCUGCGCUUUCUGAAAUUCCAAUUUGCGAUUUUAUCAACAAAGAGCUCAUUUUGUUCUCUUUAGCUGAUAACAUAAGAUCCAUCCCUUCGGUACUGGACGGCUUCAAGCCCGGUCAGCGUAAAGUCCUGUUCAGUUGUUUCAAGAGAAAACUGAGAGGUGAGAUCAAGGUUGCUCAGCUGAUCGGUUACGUUUCUGAGCACACCAAUUAUCAUCAUGGUGAGAUGUCACUAGCUCAGACCAUUGUUGGGAUGGCUCAAGACUUUGUGGGCUCGAACAACAUCUACCUUUUGAAGCCGAAUGGUGCAUUUGGUACUAGAGCUACUGGUGGUAAAGAUUCAGCGGCUCCUCGUUACAUUUUUACAGAAUUGAGCAAAAUCACACCUGCAAUUUUCAACCCACUGGAUAAUCCACUACUCAAUUACAUUCAGGAAGACGGCCAAGCAAUUGAGCCACAAUGGUAUCUUCCUAUACUUCCUAUGGUGUUAGUCAAUGGUGCUGAAGGAAUCGGUACCGGUUGGAGCACAAACAUUCCACCUUUUGAUCCCAUACAUAUUGUUCAGAACCUCAAGAGGUUGAUGAACGGUGAAGAAAUGCACGAAAUGACUCCUUAUUACAGGGGAUGGAAAGGAAGUUUGGAGAAGAUUGAUGGACAGCGUUAUAGAAUGUACGGAAGGAUUGAGCAGGUGGGGCCAAAUAUUCUUGAAAUCACCGAACUUCCAGCUAAAACCUGGAUGUCCACCAUAAAGGAACAUCUUCUGCUUGGACUGGCAGGUAGUGACAAAGUCAAGAAGUGGGUCGAGGAUAUGCAAGAGAAUCAUGGCGCGACCAUCAAAUUCACCGUGACCUUGUCAGACGAAGAAAUGGCCAAAACGAAGAAAAUGGGAUUUUAUGAAAGGUUCAAACUUAUUUCUAGUAUAAAUCUUGGAAACAUGGUUGCUUUUGAUCCUCAAGGCCGAAUCAAGAAAUAUGAAGAUGCCAGAGAAAUUUUAAGUGACUUCUUCUACGUUAGACUGGAGUACUUCCAGAAGAGAAAAGAUUAUAUGUCUGAGCGACUGCAAUGGCAGGUCGAAAAAUUGUCUCAGCAAAUCCGCUUUUUGCAAUUGAUUGUCGAGCGCAAGUUUACCGUCAGCAACAAAUCGCGUGUGCUUCUCUUUACAGAAUUGGAAGAGCUCGGGUUUCCCAAAAUAAAUUCUGAAGGAAGGCUUUAUUAUGGAAAGUUAGAGGAUGCGGAUAACGGGAGCGAGUUGAAGGUGGAAAUGGAGGAUGGCGACGAUGUUGUGGAGAAUGAUGCCGAGGACGAAGUGAACGGACCUCGAGAGAAAUAUGGAACUUUUGAGUACCUACUGGGAAUGAAGAUCUGGUCGCUCACGAAGGAGAAAUAUGAAAGCUUGAUGAGACAACGGCAAGAAAGAGAGGUGGAACUCAAUGCAUUAUUGAGCCUCUCUGCCAAAGAUCUGUGGAAUCAAGACCUUGAUACAUUUAGCCAGGCGUACAAAGUUUUCAUGGAGCAAGAUGAACUAAUACGCAACAGCGUAACUCCUGAUGCAACUUCGAAACAGAAGGGAAAGCGCAAGAGGCCUAAGGCUAGUGAUGCGGACUAUGACCCGAGUCGCAAGAAAAAGAAACCCAAGGCUGCUACUUCGGCCAAGGUGAAGGUGGAGGUUGAAAGCUUUGAGCCCGUGCUGCUUGAGCAAAAAGCGUUGGAGAAGGUGAAACGGACUCCGAAGGUAAAGGAUGAGAACCAGCCUACGCUUGAGGGUCUUCUUGGGAAAGGUAAAAAGCAAGGAUCUGCGCUAGUCAAAGGUGAGCCGAUGUCCCGGUCUGUGUCAGGGUCAGCAACCCCACGGGAAAACUCACCAGAGUCGCUCAAAAGCGAAGCCUCUGCUGUAACUAGUGUGUCAGAGAACCCCAAUGUGGAACAGAAGAAGUUAGAGUCCGAGAAUGAAGAUACAAUGAGUGUUUUCUCCAGCAAAUUUAAGCAGGCUAGCGCUCUUUUCGACGCAUCCGCUGCUUCCACGGAUCCAGUUCCCAAUGCACAGCUCGCAAAACCAAAAACUACCAAGAAACCGACAGUGCGCAAGACUGUCACACCCAAGGCACGCAAGAAAAUAGCUAAUAUGGUUGAUGACGAUGAUGACGAUGAUGACGAGGAUGAAGAUGGCGAGGAGGAUGAUAAAAAGUUUGAUGGCAGCAGUGACAAUGACAGUGAUGAACCUCGCAUGAUUACCCCAAGAGAACCACGCAGUCGUCGUGGUGCUGCCCGGAACUCACAACCCCGCUCCUACGCAGAAACCACGGCUCUAACAGACGAAGAUGAUGUUGAGAACGACGUUGACGAUGUUGAUGCAUCUGUGAUCAUCGACGACGAAUCUGACGUCGAUGAUGAAUCCUUCCAGGCGUCCCAAUGA